CAGGGGAGUAACUCACUGCCCUUUAUUGGGAAGGGUGAUUGGAAAGCAGCUUCUAGAGACGGGUUAGUCUCAGUAUAGAAUCUUUAUUUACACACUCAUUCCGAGUGUUUUUAAUGGAAAUGGUCAACAAGGUGCCACUCUGCAGUGGUGUAUGGGUAGAACUGGCAGCACUUUAUUAGAAACCAGGGGAAGCUAAGGAGGAGAGGGACAGCUACGUUAUCUUUGCUUCCAGAUGGGAUCCCAACCUACCCUGCAUUUCUGUGUUGGCUUUAUCAGAGCUCUGCACUUCUUUAAAAGGGCUUUUUAAGGUCUGAUCAAGGAGUGCUCUUCACCUCAUUCUGACAUAUCACUCCUCUGGAGAGAACAGCCUUAGACUUCUCCAAGCUGGAGUUUUCUUCCUUUUUGCAAGAACAAGAACACAAGGUACCUUGGAAAUAAGAGAAUUACCAAGGCAAAGAACAUCCACACCAGCUGGAGUUCGUGCAACCAGAUCCUUCCUUAUGGAUUAUGGGCACACUUCUACCAGUAAAUUGUCUGUUUGGUUUGAUUAAUGACUUCUGAAUUGCUGUAGAGUAUGGUGACUCUUUGGUUGAAGAAUCGCCACCAAAACCUGAGUGCAAAUUAUGAACUGCAGAAAUUCCCAGUUCAAGAAAAAAAGGGAAAGGAGCAGAUGUAAACAACCUCUACUUGAGCUCAAUGUUCUCUACAGUGUCUUGGGUGGACUCUAGGAUGCCAGUGCUGCUGGCCAGCCUUCUGUUGCUGAUCUCCUUGCAAAGGCUGGCUGUGUCCCACCUCAUGAUGGAUAUGGCUCUGCAUUCCUUUGACGAUCAGUAUCUGGGGUGCAGAGAUCAGGUGAUGGAAGAACUGGAGCGAGGAGACUAUUUCCGAAAGGAAAUAGCUGCUAACAAGGACUAUUUGAGUCUCUGGAAGAAGGCUCAGGAGGCUUUUUUAAAGAGCCCGGUAGGUCUCCUGAGGGAGAUGCAUGAGAGCCAUGCCAUAGUCCUCAUGGCUUACACCAUGAACUCUUCCCUGCACUCUCAGCUGAACUGGGCCACAUCUACAGCGGGAAGCUCUCCAGAGCACUACAGACACAACUUCAGUUUCAAAUAUUUUCACUUUUACCUAACGACUGCUAUCCAGAUAAUGAAGGAAUGGCAGAACAGCAAGGAGAGCGUGGGAAAACAUAAGUGCUACCGGGUGCACAGGGGUGUAAAAGACAUAUAUAUCGAGGCCACAGUAGGUAGCAGGGUGCGAUUUGGCCGUUUCACCUCCACCUCCCGCCUCUGGAAUGAAGCCCAGAAGUUUGGGAAUGAAACUUUGUUCACAGUGACCACUUGCCUGGGAGCAGCUGUGCAAGGAUUUUCUUACUACACAUCUGAGAAGGAAGUCCUUAUUCCUCCUUAUGAGAUAUUCCUUGUCAAAAGCUUCUUUCGGACACAGCAUGGUAACCGGCUGCAUCUGCACUCUGUGGGGAACUACAGCAAGUACCGCUGCCAGCUUGUGGAAGCUUCAAGAAGCAAGAACAGCGGUUCCAAUGCCCUCGCCUCUGUUGUUCUGCCUAGUGUACUUGGAGUUUUAUUGUGCUUGGCCCACAAUGACUGAUUCUCUGUCUGCAUCCAGAUAUAUAAAAUUGAAGAGCAGCUGCAGCUCUCCAGCUGAGAUUGGACCAUUCAGCCUAGUUCAUGAAAACAGACAUUCCCUGGACCCAUUCAGGAACAGAAGGCCUUUGGAGGACCUAACAAAUGGGAACUAGCAUGAAAUAAACUGAAAUGUGUUAAAAUUGGAGGGAAGGAGAAAGGACGAAGAAAAUAAAAGGAAUCUGGGUAAACAUCACACAAUAGAAUUAAUGA
Molecule: messenger RNA, 1850 nt
Organism: Chroicocephalus ridibundus (black-headed gull)
Lineage: Eukaryota; Metazoa; Chordata; Aves; Charadriiformes; Laridae
Gene: ART4
Product: ADP-ribosyltransferase 4 (inactive) (Dombrock blood group)
Exons: 5
Coding region: 697-1602 (301 amino acids)
Molecular function (GO): NAD+ poly-ADP-ribosyltransferase activity; NAD+-protein-arginine ADP-ribosyltransferase activity
Source: RefSeq, a predicted model, not a curated record